Molecule: messenger RNA, 2136 nt
Organism: Exophiala spinifera
Lineage: Eukaryota; Fungi; Ascomycota; Eurotiomycetes; Chaetothyriales; Herpotrichiellaceae
Exons: 1
Coding region: 1-2136 (711 amino acids)
Cellular component (GO): mitochondrion
Molecular function (GO): ATP hydrolysis activity; ATP binding
Source: RefSeq, a predicted model, not a curated record
AUGAAAAGAACACCAGUGCUGCUCUUCUCUUGCAGCAGAAGUGCUCGCCUCAAUCUGGUCGACAUCCGCAAUGGCACUUUUUAUAAAGAGCAUCCUGCUCAUACACCCCCCUCCGUAAACCCACCUCUUUUCCCCAACUUGUCAAUCAAUGUCCCAGCCGUCGUUCCCCAGGACAAAGGGAAGACUCCAGUGAAGAAUGAAACCCACUGGGCGGUCAUUGGAACUUCCGCAUGCACGACUUUCCUGGAGAUCUUGAGAGGCUCACACCUGUGCUUUCCCCCCGAAGCAAGAACCUAUCCCUACCUGGCCUCGGGCUACAUCGACGACACCAAAGACCACCAGCUUCGUAUUCCUUCGCGGGCUAUACAAUAUGUCGGGUUCAAUGAUGGACAGGGACAGGCGCAAAAGGGGGGGAUAACAGGGGCCUAUCUAAGUGCGCGUUAUGAAAGUCGGCGAGAAGAGACGGAUUGGUCGUUGUUGCAAUAUCUAAAAGGCGAGACCGAGUUAAAUCCCAGUCAACCAGCGAAAGAGAAGCGCGUCGAUGAGAAAACGCUUAAGAAGGCAAUAAAGGAUUUGCGGUUGCAGAAUCUGCUCGACAUGCCAGUGAGCAAUCUGAGCAAUGGCCAAACGAGACGAGCGAAAAUCGCAAAAGCGUUGCUCAAGAAACCCAAGCUGUUGCUCCUCGAUGAACCGUUCAUGGGACUUGAUCCUCCAACCUUGGUCGGUCUUUCCAAGAUGCUCUUGGAGCUGAGUCGGCGAGCGGAUCCAAUCAUUCUCCUGGGGUUGCGGCCCCAAGAUCCCAUCCCAGCAUGGGUCUCUCGGCUUGCGGUAUUGGGACAGGACCAUACUGUCUCCCUGAUAGGGUUGAAAAAGAACGUCUUACACAGUCUACGGCGCUGGCAAGAUCUGGUUUCGACCCUGUCCUCUGGAAGAUCCUCCGAGGAGGCGAGCAACGAUGAGGAUGCAAGGAGAAUUGUCAAGGAGUUUGGUCAUCCGCCAUCUGGCAUAGGCAUGAAACUCACUGCAGAGGGCAUUACGCCAUUUAAGGAGUUCUCGUCGGAAAUCUCACCCACGGCCGAACUGUCGUGGCGCAAAGCUAUGAGCAGACGACCAGGAAAAGGGGAACAGGACGAUCGGCUCGUCGAUCUACUCCUACGAAUGUCGGAAAAGAGUAUUCCACAGGCUACGACGACUGUCUCGCCUCCAGCUUCUGUCGACCCUUCUCACACUUCUUCGUCUCAUUCUCCUUCCUCUGCAUCGAGGGAGCUUGGUUCUCCCCUCAUCGACCUCCAAGCUGUGACUGUCAAGUACGGAUCCAAGGUCGUUUUGGGUCAUGGGGGUGGCCUCACAUACACCAUCAAACAAGGAACACGUCUUGCGCUGCUUGGUCCCAACGGAUCAGGAAAGACGACUCUACUCUCCUUGCUGACCUCAGACCAUCCCCAAUCAUACAGUCUCCCCAUCCAAUUCUUUGGACGUUCACGCCUCCCAUCUCCCGGUGUGCCUGGACUCUCGCUAUGGGAGAUUCAAGCACGGAUUGGGCAUUCAGCCCCUGAAGUGCACGCCUUCUUCCCGAAAUAUUUGUCCGUCAGACGGGUUCUUGAAUCCGCCUGGGCGGACACAUACGCAGGCAAGCCGACACUUACCCCGGAAAGAGAAAGCAAAGUCAAUGCUUUCCUCACAUUCUGGCAGCCGGAACUACGUCAGGACCGGCCCGCGGCCGACGCCGACAACAGCUUAAACUGGGCAAACGAUAAACAUACUCACGCAUUCGGCACGCUCCCAUUCAGCGCACAACGACUCCUCCUGUUGCUCCGUGCAAUCAUCAAGGAACCCGACAUUGUGGUUCUGGAUGAGGCGUUUUCUGGUCUGUCCGCCGAAACGAGAGACAAGACCAUGGAGUUUCUCGAGCAUGGCUUGAAGACUCCGGAGUUCAAGGGCCUGAAACCCACUCAAGCUCUCGUUGUAGUCUCACAUGUCAAGGAAGAGAUACCUCCGGUAGUGGAUGAGUGGCUCCGUCUUCCUGGGGAGGAUGAGGUCGUGGAAUCUGGACGUGGCGUGGAGGGAGGUCGCACGGAGAGAGGAUAUAUCAGGACAAACGAAGGCUGGAUGAAGGUUUGGGGCCUCGGCAGAUAA